AUGGCAGAUAUUCAAGGUCUACAGGCAGAUAUUGUGAAGGAAAUAUUGAAGAAGGCGCUUUCUCUUGCAGCUGAAGAGAUCAGCCUUGUAUGGGGUUUCAAGGGAGAUCUGGCUAAGCUUGAAGGAUCGGUUAAAAUUAUUCAAGCCGUGUUAACUGAUGCCGAGAGACGAGGAGUUAACGAUGAGUCCGUCAAGGUGUGGCUGGACAAGCUUAAGGAUGAAGGUUACCGAGCUGAUGAUGUCUUGGAUGAGUUCGCUUACGAAAUCGCACGACGAAAGGUGGAGAUUCGAAAUCAAAUGAGGAAAAAGGUUUGCCUCUUCUUUUCAUCUUCUAACCCAAUUUUGUUCCGUUCCCGUAUGGCUCAUAAAAUCCAGAAUAUCAACACAUCCUUGGAAAAGAUGAGAAAAGAAGCAAAUGAUUAUGGACUUCAAAGGGUUUCACAAGUGUCUACUCCUGUUACAAUACAGAGAGAGACCGACUCACUUCUUCACCAAUCGGAAGUUGUUGUAAGAAGGCAUGCUGAAGCAUUAAAUAUUCUUAAUAUGUUAACCUGCCCGGAAAUAGAGAAGUUGUCUCUAUGA
This is a messenger RNA of Ilex paraguariensis (yerba mate), 582 nucleotides long. The record is from the annotation of a GenBank genome assembly. Lineage: Eukaryota; Viridiplantae; Streptophyta; Magnoliopsida; Aquifoliales; Aquifoliaceae.